AGCAUGUUGGGCAGGCUGCGGACGACACCGCCCACGACUUUCAACUACGUCAUGCCGAAGGAACACCAUUACAUCUACCUCAUACAAAAGUGUGAUUCAAGAAAUGGCUCUUAUCAUAAGAUAAUGGCGGCCGCAAACGAAGGGUUUCGACGGUUUAUCGUCUUCAGCGCUGCAGAACAAAGAUCGUGGAGGUUGGCCCUUUUGUAUGGCGAGACCACUGAGGUACUGCGAGAAUUUGAGGCAGGCGACGUGUGGCAUGAGUACCUCAAAGUCUUGGACAGCAAUGUAGUGCACCGCUGCAACGCCUCAAGCAGUGAAAAUGUCUUCCAGGAAGUCAUGAAGGUGAUUCCAAAAGCACUGCCAACCACAAUCGUAGCGUUGCUUGAUAGCAGUAUGCUGAACACGGAAGCCAUCCAGAAGUUAAAGACCCAAGAGUACCUUCGCCUGUCACUUGUGCUUUUCGACGCGGGCGAUCUACCGGGCACAGUUCUGAGCAACGCGCCUACCAACACCAAACUCUUCGUUGUUCCUUCUCAAUUGGACCAGGAAGCCAUGGCAGCGUCUAUUGACCUUGCUUUGCACAACAUUCAUCACAGUACCGCUGUACUUUACGGAGAUAUUACGAAGGUAACACGUUAACAUAUCUCACGCUAGCUCCCAUUUUUAACGUGCCACGUGUCGUCGCAGUUUCGCAAACGACAUUUUGCGGAAACGGAAACGCGAGCUAUUUACGUAAGAAUCCUGACAUGUACAAUUAUUUUUGUUCGUAAUACAUCACUCACUAAAUGCAAAUACACUGUCACUGCGAACAGCCUGUGUGGCGUCUGCUAGCCAAGCAGCCAUCUUGUCGUCUGU
Molecule: messenger RNA, 855 nt
Organism: Ornithodoros turicata
Lineage: Eukaryota; Metazoa; Arthropoda; Arachnida; Ixodida; Argasidae
Exons: 3
Coding region: 4-639 (211 amino acids)
Source: RefSeq, a predicted model, not a curated record